GUUAGAUUUUCACUGCACUGGACAGGACAACGCUGACUUUAUGUAUCACGAUUUCACUGCCCCUCGUCGACAUCAAUGUCGCCUGUUUAUUGGUCUACUUGUCACCUGUUUAGGCUACCAUUUUACCUGCAUUCCACAAGGACUUUAGCACGGACCCCAAUCACGUGCGAUGGUAGAAAGGAUGUUGACUUAAUCCUGUAUAUGAUGGCUUUCACUAUACAGUUGAAUCUCUGCUACGUCACCUGCCGUGAUCCUCGAAACUGUAAUCAACGGAACUAAUCGACUGAGUUUAUCACAUGAUGCGAAGCGAAUACGCGGCCCAACACGCACGGUCUCACUAUUAGCGUCCCUUAUUGAACAUAAGAUCACAUUUGUGCUGAAGACUGACGUUGCAAU
Messenger RNA from Pseudovirgaria hyperparasitica, 396 nucleotides. RefSeq lists its product as uncharacterized. Bases 76 to 279 code for a protein of 67 amino acids. The transcript has a single exon. The record is from RefSeq and is a predicted model, not a curated record. Lineage: Eukaryota; Fungi; Ascomycota; Dothideomycetes; Acrospermales; Acrospermaceae.